Molecule: messenger RNA, 381 nt
Organism: Dentiscutata heterogama
Lineage: Eukaryota; Fungi; Glomeromycota; Glomeromycetes; Diversisporales; Gigasporaceae
Source: the annotation of a GenBank genome assembly
AUGUCAAACACGAACGGUGAAUGUAGAGAGACCACCAGCUCUGAAAUAUCUCCAAACCUUAGCAUUCAUGAAUCAACAGACCUUGGGUCACAAGUUUCAACAGAGGAGAAUAGCUCAAAACCUAAUGCUGGGAUAAAGGAUAAGAAUUUGGAAAGAAUUAAUAAACGUAAAAGCCUCGAAGCUCUCGCCAAAGCUCAUAGUUAUAUAGGAUCUCACUCAAGAUGUACAAAGCCAACUGAAGAUGUUUUCAAUCCCGAAGAUAGAAAAAUUCAUGAGGUGAAUGUGAAUAUUUAUGAUUUUAUAUCUAUACUGGCUACACUGCAUCAAAAAAUGACGAUUUAUGAUGAAGCUAAUGUGAAUUGGCAUGAAAAAGAAGAACGU